This is a messenger RNA of Dermacentor silvarum, 17518 nucleotides long. Its product is annotated as lanC-like protein 3. Gene Ontology annotation, biological process: peptide modification; carbohydrate metabolic process. The record is from RefSeq and is a predicted model, not a curated record. Lineage: Eukaryota; Metazoa; Arthropoda; Arachnida; Ixodida; Ixodidae. Bases 1995 to 3254 code for a protein of 419 amino acids. Gene Ontology annotation, cellular component: plasma membrane. The transcript is spliced from 5 exons.
GCAAGCAAGCAAAGGAACAAGAAAUCAGGAUCGCCAGUCAGCCUCUGGAGUCUGUAAAGGAGUACGUUUACCUAGGUCAAUUGCUCACAGGAGAUCCUGAUCAUAAGAAAGAAACUUACAGAAGAACAAAAUUGGGUUCUAGUGCAUACGGCAGGCAUUGCCAAAUCCUGACUGGGAGCUUACCACUGCCAUCGAAAAGAAAAGUGUACAAUCGUUGCAUUCUACCGGUGCUAGCAUAUGGGGCAGAAACUUGGAGGUGAACAAAGAAGCUCGAGAACAAGUUAAGGACUGCAGAAAGAGCGAUGGAAUGAAAAAGCGUAGUCUUAACGUUAAGAGACAGGAAGAGAGCGGUGUGGAUCAGAGAGAAAACGGGGAUAUAACCGAUACUCUAAUUGACAUUAGGAGAAAAAGAUGGAGCUGGGCAGGCCAUGUAAUGCGUAUAAGAUGGAUAACAGGUGGACCAUUAAAGUUGCAGAAUGGAUACCCAAGAGAACGGAAGGGCGGUCCCGGACGGCAGAAUAAUUGGGGGGGUGAUGGAGUUCGGAAAUUUGCAGGCGCAAGUUUGGAUCAGCUAGCGCAAGACAGGGGUAAUUGGAGAUCGUAUAGGGAGAGGCCUUCGUCCUGUAGUCGACAUAAAUAUAUAGGCAGAUGAUGAUGAUCAUCAUCAUGAUGAACCGUAAUGUUUGUUUCUGAGAUCGCGUUUAUUUCUCUAUGCUAACGGCGUUGUCCAACAACGCAGCCUACAUGGAAGCCCAGAAGCAGCCGUAUGGUGUUGAGACUCGGGGUAGCGUUUGGGCCGGUCAUCCUUCAGCCAUAGGGAUGAGUACGCCCGGGAGUAAGAGCGAGAGAAAAAGGGUUAAUUCUACAUUUUUACAGUGGCUCCAGAUAUAGAAGCGCACUCCAUGGGGGAGAACUUUGAAUCUCUCGGGCCACUACAUGUCUGAGCACGUAUCAGAACACGUCAGGACACACCACUGCACCCAAGGUGUUCGCUUAUAAAACGGUCGUCUUCCCUAGUUGACACGACUGGGGAAUCUGAUGGCCUUGGUGUGGCCAAUCAGUGGGGUCGUAUUGUUCACAAAACUCCGCCUCUAAUGUUGCACCGUCGCCCUCGCAUUUGCCGCAACUGCGUGGCCAUCUGGGAAACCGAGCUCGUCGCCGUUCCCUCGGUAAUACUUCCACGAAGUUGGCCCCUCGCAUCAAUCAGUGGCAUCUCCGUGACGGUCAGCUUGUCAUGGUCGGUGUCGGGCACUGUUACCGUCUGGACGGCGCUGAUGAAAGGGGUUGCCUCGGGGGCAACACCCAAGUAAAGAAUGCACGUUUCCAGGUUGAGACGUAACAAUUAAUGGCCAAGGAGUUAGUGAUGAAGAACAGCCAGCAAAUUAAACCUUUAGUACUUUUGCGGAGUGUGAGAAGCUGUCUUCAGAUUGGCGCACAUUUGCGAAGAAAUUUUGGUUCCGCAUAUGUUUGCUAACGGUUCAUUCGACGAACAUAUGAAACGCGCUACGGUGCACCCAAAAACGCGCCCGCUUCGCGCGCCACUCGGAGUUCCAGUUUCGAAUUCUCCGCCAAUCGAUUGCGGCGGAGCUGGCACAUCACUCCGAGCCAAGUCAUUCCGAAGCGCUUGGUGGUGCGCCGAGCGAGAGACAGCAGCGGCGCGUCUCGGAGCGCUCUCGGCGUUCUCGCCCGACGUUGAGACCGUCGAGUCGCGCGUUGCAGCUCGCGCAGUUUGAGACGGCACCGCCAGUCAAGGAGGUCGGCCACAAUCGGCGGGGCGCCGCUGCAAUAGCAACCGAACGAGAAGCGUGGCCGUCACCGGUCUGCCCGUGAACUUCGGCGUUCGCCGACUCCUGCGCGUUGCGCGGGGCUCUGGUGCGGCGGCAGUAGCGGGUAGCCGGCGCCGUCGGCCGUGUGCCGUCGCAGGGCUGGGUAACCUCCUGACGAGCGUCCGCUGGCAGAGCGACGACGGCCGUCGUAGCGGCGACGACGAGGCCAUGUCGUCGUCGUCGACCAAGCCGAAGCGCUACUUCGUCAACGCGCUGCCCGACUACGACGGGGCGCCGAUCCCGCUCGAGCGGGAACUGUGGGUCGAGCGCUGCCGCGACACGGUUCAGCGCGUGUUCACGCACCAGGGUACGGGGUUCGAUGACUGCGACGGCGGCCUGUACGUCGGAGUCGCCGGCGUGGCCUUCAUGGCGCACCGCGUGGCGCAGAGCCCGCACUUUGCGGGCGACCGCGCGCGCCUGCUGACCAAAGCGCAGACCUAUCUAGGGCACGCACUCAGCUACUGCGACCAGCCACAGGUGCGCGCGGACCGCGCCAUGCAGUCGGCUUUCCUGCUGGGCAGCGCCGGCGUCUGGGCGCUCGCCGCCGUGGUCGCCAACGAAGUGGGACGCAACGACGACUGCGACAACUUCUUGGCAAGGUAUGCAGCCGUAGCUGACAUCUGCAUGCCAGUCAAGUUCCUGGAUUGUGGCAGUGACGAGCUGUUCGUAGGACGGGCUGGUUACUUGACAGGACUGCUUUAUCUGCGCUCCAGGCUUGGACGAGAGGUGCUUCCCGAUGAGAAGAUUGCACUGCUGCUCCAUUCCGUGGUGCAGUCUGGCAGGGAAUAUGCCAAGAAACACCGCAGCCCUUGCCCGCUGAUGUAUGCCUACUACGACGUGGAGUACUUGGGUGCAGCGCAUGGCCUGUCAUCGAUACUGAUGACGCUGCUCCACUUCCCAUGGUUUGUUGCGGGUGACCAGACAGUGGAGCGUGACAUCCGAGCUUCAGUCGACUUCCUGCUGCAUGUGCAGACACCGCGCGGCAACUUUCCGUGCGACUUGGAGGACGUCACCAAGCCACGUCGUUCACAGGACGAGCUCAUACACUGGUGCCACGGUGCCCCAGGUGUGAUGCAGCUAAUGGCCAAGGCAUACCUGACGUGGCAAGACCCGCGCUACCUGGAGUCGUGCCUGCGUUCGGGCCAGAUGAUCUGGGAGCGCGGCCUCCUGCGCAAGGGCCCCGGCAUCUGCCACGGCAUUGGCGGCAGUGGCUAUGCCCUCCUGCUGCUCUACCGACUCACAACCGACCUGCGCUGGCUGCACCGGGCGCGCCAGUUUGCCGAGUUUAUGUUCACCGACGAGUUCAAGCAGGCACGCACGCCCGACUGCCCCUACAGCCUCUUUGAAGGGCUCGCCGGAACGGCAUGCUUCCUGGCUGAUCUGCUGGAACCACGCAGCGCCACCUUUCCGCUGAUCGACCCGUUCUAAGGGGCACUUGGCCGACGCAUUCUGCAAGGCCGUGCCAAGGGCGUGUCUACACCGUCGUCUGCAGCGUCUGCUGGUUGGUUGGUGGCCGUCGAAGUGCAGAAGCGCAGCACAGGGUAAGGGCAGUCAGAAUGGGGAUUGCCAACAAACACAGGUGACAAGAAGACGCUGAGAAGCAAGCACAGGACGCAAGAAAAAGGGGCAGCCUGCUGACUUUAGCAAACUGAGCAAUUGGGUUAGUCGGCAAAUAUGGCUGAUGUAGCAAUGUCAAGGAUCAAACGGGACAUGUAAGGGAAAGAAUGAUAGCAGCAGUUUAGCAUUCUUUUGAAUGAUAAAAGAAAGAAUGUAAGGCACAAGAAUGAAGAAAACACAGAAUACACACAAAUUCAAUUCAUGUGUUACAUCUCUUUCACUUCGUUAGAGGAAGCUUAGGCACGCCAUACACAAACUUUCUCAACAGAAGCUUUUUUAAGAUUAGUGUCGCUAUUGACUCGAGGUAGCUGUAAGCCAGCACUCUUGCCUGUUUUGGAGGAUACAGUGCACCUUCAUUGUAAUCACUGCACUCUGACGGGCUACAACAGUAUGUGCAAAACCUUGCCUUCUUGUUUACCACUAGAAAUUUACCUUAGUCAUAGCUGUGCUAGCUUUGAAGGGAGCCAAAUGCUUGUUUUCACGUUUUGUCUGGCUACUCGUUUGAAACGUGAUGCUGAUAAGUAGGAUCACUUUGUUGGUUAUCUAGAUGUUGUUGCUGCUCACCGAUAUGGUAGUGCUGGUGGUUAUCAUUAACAGCAGUACUUUUGCGUUGCCUUCAUGUGGCAUUCUUAGAAUUGUUGCAGCAAACCCAGAGUGUUCUGCAAGGUCGUUGAGCAUGCUAGGAGAAUUUACUGAUUAUAGGAAACUGCUCCUCAUGCGCUAUUGCAAUCAUGUUGAGAAAGGAAAAAAAGAUUAAGAAAAACAAAUUUUAUGCAGCACUUCGUGUGCUUUGUUAAACUUCCAGCUCAUUUGCAAUUGUAACUCCUGAUUUGUGCUUUUGAAACACAUCAAGCAGAUGUCCACAUUAUCGAGGCUCACUUUUAGAUAUAUUUGUCUGUUCGAGCUUCGUUCUUGAUAAGCACAACUUGAAUAGUUUACUCAAUUCCAGCAACAUGAAGCCAUUGAGUUUUCUUCAAAUGUAAGCAUAUGAGAGUGUGUCAUGAAAUUGUCACUCUGAGCAAAACAAUCCCCAUAAACACAGGGUUUUGCGCAUUUAGCAGAAUAUAUUCUUAUUUGAUGUCCCAAGUGCAUUGUUCUUGAAAGUAAUGGACAUCUUGCUGAGCACAGUUGUUUUAUGGGCCACUCUAUUCUACAAUGGAGAACAAGAACGUGUUGCAUUGUCUGUUGCUUUAAAUGGAUGUUAAUUGGUAGUUAGUGCUUCGUACUGGUUGCAGUUGAUUAGUAUAACAAUUUAUUACUGAUUACCAACCUAUUGGGCAUCCAUUGACUUUUUAACGAAGCAUCGAAAGGUUGUCCCUCACACUGUUCUCACUGAACUAAGACUUCCUCUUUCAUGUCAUUUUCUAUUCUUUUGCAGAAUAUGUGACAUGUGCAAGUGCCACUUCCAACUUAUGCUGAAUGCAUUGUGCUAUGUAUUGUUUAGUUAUUUAUAUAUAGCGAUGUUAUCAGUAAGCCAAACGAAAACUAGAACUAAAACAAUAACAGGUGGCAAUCCCUUGCUAACAAGAAUAAAAGUACUAACAUACUGAACAAGCAGUUCAGACAACAAGACUACAAGAAGACAACAACAUGGGCGCUGUCUAUCAACUGGUGGUUUAUUUGAAAAACAACCACCAUUUGAGAGUCCAUGCCCCCGUUUUUCUUUUCGUGUGGUCAGUCUGUGCUGUUCGUUCGUUAUGUUGACGUUCAAGCAACUAGUCCAACUUAUCACUUUUGUACAAUAAAAGCAAUCACACAUGUCACAUGUGUACAGUACUUUGUUCUGUCAUAAUUAUUAAUACUAAACAUAGCUUGAAGGUAGUGUUUGUAUGUGCUCUUUCUUAACUGUUCCUCGUGGUUUUUAUUGCACGCUCAGAGUUGAAAAAGAACACACAAGCUAGUCCAUUCUUGUAUGCUGCUAAUCACAAAUUUGUAUAACGCAAAGGCGCACCUUCCUGUAGUGCACUCCAGGCAUUAGUUAUGGCGUGAAUGACUUGUCAAGAGACAUGGUAAUCUAUAGUCACCUUCACUUCUCCUUGCACUGUUGGUCACUAGAGAAGAUGCAGGUUAAAGACUUGGCUGUAGUAGAGUUCAGUAACAAGGUGAAAUCCAGGUCCUUCUCAAUGCAAGCGGUUAGUCUUUGCUGGGUUGCUGGCCUCUGUCCAGCCAUAUUUUGCUGGCUGGCAUUAAAGGCACAUAGGAUACUGUCCUACUUAUCUGCGUAGGCUUUGUUACCAGCAAGACCAGAGGUAUGGUGCCGUGUGCUUGUAGAGACUGGACGAUGCCAUGUAACUGAUAGCUGCCUUUCGUGGUGCUCCUGUGCCUGCCUCAGCUAUUGAGUUAGCACAUUCUCCACAGGCUGGCCUUACUUGGCUGCUUUUUCUGUUCCCCAUGUGGCAGCUUCACUGCCUCCUUACAUCCACUGGUAGCCAGCACAUUGCUGUUUCAUUUGCUUGCCAGGUCGGCCACAGUGUUUGAAAGGAGUACUGACAUAACAUUCUUGGCUUCUUGUCUUUCUUUCUUUUUUUCUUAUUGGUCCUUACCCUCUGAGCCUUAGAAAGAGUACUGGCAAGCUCCAAAGUGCCCAAAAUAAUUUACUGUGGUACUUGUUUCUAUGAACCAGUUUUGGUUGACUAUAAUGGUUAAUCAUACUAUUAACUCAUGAAUCAAUUAACCAAUACCGCAUUUCAAGACCAAAUUUUGUAUCAGAUUAACAUAUCUUACGUUUCUUGGCAUUCAUACUCGGCAAGUGUCAUACUUUUAGUUCAUUAAAAUGACAAACUGGGCAAGUUUAUUGUUACAUGCAGGAGGCACGUGGUAUACUUUCUACGACUUAGAAAAUAAGUCUCUCAGUGCUCCUUUAAAAAGUUCAUCUGCAGUUGAGUGCUGCAAGAGCAGAUUUUGCUGAUUCAUACACGCUGCGACACGGUAAGGUCAGAAUGUAGAAUCACGUUAAUACAGUGAAUCACCAAGGUCUUUGUACGGCAACAUUUGUUGCCCUCAAGGACACUAUUUUUAAAAAUUUUUUUGUAGGUUGUGACCUGUAUUUGCAGUUUAUCGAAGCCCUCGCAAGAGACAGAGAGAAGAAAAAAAACAAAAGGUUAGUGACUCCCUAUCCGACAGCUCUGUCUUCAGCAGUUUGUGGGAAUCUGCAGUUUAACUGCUCUCCAGCAGAGGUAGCUGAAAGCCGCAGAAGUUUCGUUGCCACUGACAUCUGAACGGAAGACGUCGAGCAUACACUGACUGGCUGGAAAGAGCCGGUUAAUAUUGAAGGGCCAACUGCAACCAAAUCUUGGGCUUCGUGAAAAUGUUUAAUUUCAGAUAGCACAAAUAUAAGGCAGCCUUCAUGCAAAAAUUCUACCCUCGAAUUACUGUGGAUACGUCGCAACAAGCUCACAAAAGUAGAUGUUUUUGAUGCCACAACUGAAAAAAAAAAAAACGCUGCCAUUACCACUCACUGGACUCUGAACACGCAGCUCAUGACUCGGAACACGCAGCUCCUCAGUGUGACUUCACAGAUUGGGCACCACCUGUGGCACGCUGCAUUAACUUGGCGGCAACGUGGUAGGAGUUUGGCCAUAUUCGUUAACCACCAGAUGCAUGCAUUGUGUGCUUAGGUACCAGGCUGCUAGUAAGGAAGUUGAGACAAUUACUAGCCCUGCAGAAUUGCCGAGGUUCAUUGAGUAUAUACGGGGGGCUUUCUUAAUUUUUUUCUAUUAACAGAAUUUUUAAAAAUCACCUGUGCCUUGCACAAUUCCUUUUCCUGAGCUAGAUUACUCCUAGAGGCGUACAAUAUUUUCACAAGAAACCAAAAUAAAUAUUUCGCUAAUUAGCAAAUUUUGUAAGUUAGCUUUUCAUCUAGUUACUUCAUGGUAUAUAUUGGAAUUCGUGAAUUUUAGCAGGUGACCCCAAAAGUCAUAACCACUUGGAACAAAUUCUGAGGAUGACACCAGUUUUGAGAUAUGCGUCCUCAAAGAUUGCGAUAAAAUGUGAAAAAGUGUUCCAGGAAUUUUUGAGCUCCAAUGCAUAAAAGGCGCUUUGUUAAAACAAAUAAGUGGAAUAACAGUGCAUUUUUACCCCAAGUUUGAAUGCACUUAUCUGAAAACUGGUAAUAUAUUUUCAAAAUUUGUUCCAAGUGAAUUUGCCUUGUUAAAUUGUUGGCUUCAAUUCAUGUAUUAUAAUAUGUGUGCUAAAGUAAUUAGUUGGAAAGUUGAUUAGCAAAAUUUUGUUAAUUAGUCGAUUAUGCAGUUUGAUUUCCAGUGUAAUAUCCACCUCUUCAAGUAGUCCAGCAGAAUAGGUAUAUUUGUGCUACAUGUCACUGGCGAAUUAUAAAAUUUCUGUUAAUGGUCAAAAUAAAACACCCUGUGUACUACUCAUUUGUAAGCAUGAGAAGAACUUGAGUUUGGCCUAGUUGGUGUUUACUGCAUGACAUGUUGACCGCUAAUCAAGGACAGAGAAAGAGAAACACAAAACGACGACACGGGCACUAUGUCCUUGAUUAGCGGUCAACAUGUCAUCAUUUGUAAGCAAUUUAACCAAAGCUAAAUUUCUUUGAAGUUGGCCUUUAAGGCUUUGUUGCUUCUGCAACUGCCAAGAGGAAUACAUUUUUUAUCUUCGAUACGCUGUGCAAAGACUUGCGCAAGGUGUUCUUGUUUUUCGAUGCCUUCAAAGUGUGUGGCAUCCCACUUAACUCAGAUCACGUCUGCAGCUUUUCAAUAUUUCUCAUUGUGAAACCUGCUUGCUACACUGCAUUGUGAAGGGCUGUUUGAUGGAUUGCUCUUAUUCAAAUGUAGUGUCCCGUGUGAUCGAGGCUACUUUCAGCAGGCAAUGUCUCUAGCACAUGCUGAAGAUUGGAACUCUCAUCUCAUGAGGUUAUAUAUAGAGCACCCAGAUUAUAUCAGCUUCUAGAAUGACACAUUUCACAAAUUCUGGUGCGCUUUUAGCCUGACGGAACAUUGAAGAACAGUAAACCAGACGAUACCAGUAGGGCAUCUGUUUGAAACUCUUAUUUGUAUUUUAAGAAUUCUGAAUAUUAGCAACAGAAAAAAAUCACUGCCAAGCAGUUCCUUUGAAAUCCCGCCCAGACUGGCCCAUCACCAUUCUCACAAAUCUCACAGUAAUUAUGCAUAUUUAUGGUCACUUUUUUCCACAAAAAGCUAUCUGAAGUUGUCAGAGCAAGUCUAUGCAUUCUUUUCAAUCCAAUGUAAUAAUUUUUUAAUGUUUAGCUGGAUCUGGGCAGAUGCUGCCAAUGUCUACGAUGUCAUGCAGAGUUGGCAUCAGGAAUUAAUUCAAAGGGCUCGUUGAUGUCCAUGUUUUUUGUUUGUGCUUUUUGGCUUACUGUGCUUUCGUAAGCAAGGUGACCCAUUUGGCAUUACGAAAGUACAAUACCUACCUGCCUUGCUUAACAUUUAUUUAACGCCUCCUAGAGCUCCACUUUUUGGAGGUACAGUAGCCUUUGUUGCGAAAUGCAGCUGCAAGAAAAAUAUAUUCGGUAGUAACCAUGAGAAUGAAAUCCCAGGUCGAGCGAUUGCUUCCCAGUAGACCUGCUGAAAAAUCCUGUUGCGGACACUUAAUGGUUAGCUCUAUCGGAUAAUGCUACGAAGCAUUCAGGUGCUAUGACAUCGUUGGGCCUCCAGGAUGGGUCUGCAUUACGAAAUACAUUAAAACCCUUCUGAGGACCCACAUUAUGCACUAAUACAGUAGACUUCUGUUAAUUCGACUCCGGUUAAUUCGAUUUUUCGGUUAAUUCGAUCCCGGCCUAGGGUUCCAGCCAGCGCCCAUGCAUUUCUAUGGGCCUAAACUUUAGUUAUUUUGAUCCUAAAAAUGGCCUUUGCCGGAUAAUUCGAACUUGACCAGUCAGCACACACGUGGCUGACCGCUAUGGUGACCCCGAUAUCAACCCCUUAAGUGCAGCGUCUGUCUCAGCAGAGCUUAGGGGACAGGGAAUGCGUUGAACAUGCGUCUCUUGUCCAAAAUGCAUAUUUUUGUCCUGCCCUAGGAAGAUUUGCGAACAAUAACUGUAGCUAACGUUUCAUUACGGUAUUUACCUGAUCGUAAGGUGCAGCUUUUGUUGAAGAAGAAAAUUGGGCCGAAAAUUGCCUGCGCGGUGCAGUGAGACACGAAACUGAACUACCUUUGCAACGUCUGCAUGCCUUGCCGCAUAACAUGGAUGUAUUGCGGCGAAGCAGACUUUAAUACACGCGUAGUGAAGCUGACUUUAAUAAACCUGCCACCAUUGUGCAAUAUCGACGCGUCUGCACAGCGCAAAAGACGAGGACUGAAGGAAGAACACAACACAGUAACAGAAUACAACACCUGUGUUGUGUUCUUCCUUCAGUCCUCGUCUUAUGCGCUGUGCACCCGUGUCGAUAUUGAAUCACCAACUCGCCCCACCUUACCAUUGUGCAACAAUUUUUCUUGCAAAAACCAGGUGUGCGUUAGGGUUCUACUUUGUUUAGAAGCUUUAAUGUCACUUCUACAUUAAUUUUAUGUUUUGGACAGACAGGAAGUGGGCGCGCGUUUGAUUCGGGGGCGUGUUAGAAUCGGGAAAAUACUGCCAAAUGAAUCAGCGGUGUUUUCCGCCAUUUUUUUUUGCAUCGUUUAAUUCGGCCUCCCGGAUAAUUCGAUCAGUUUCGUCGGUCCCGUCAGGGUCGAAUUAACGGAAGUCGACUGUAUUAUGAUCGAACGUCAAAUCACCAUUUUUGAUUACGCAGUCUCUGGGACCACGCCAGUUUGCUCAGUUAGACAGUCAUCCACUAGUGAUGCAUCACUAUUGGUAAACAGUUAGCUUUUUAAACGACAAAUAGUGUAAGAAAUGGCUAUCGAUAGUUUAAUAAAAACAAAUGAUAGCAUUGUGGUAAUUCGCUCUUGACAGUGCAGUUGAUAAUGUUGAAAUUCUUGUCUAGUGACAUUACAAAACAUUUUGCGAUAACUAGCCAUCAGUGGUAUUCAGUUUAUACAAUUUGGAAUGGUGUAACGUCACCAAGUUUAUGUUCCAGUGUUUACGUGCUGAACAUUGCGCAUUUAACAUUAUCGACAGUGCUAUCGAACACAAGUUGCAAUGUAGUGACAGUGCUAUAUCGAUGAUUUUGCAUCACUACCAUCCACACAAAUUGGGUUGUAAGAACCAAAGAAAACCUUGCUGCGAAAAGGCAGGUUUUUGCAAUGAAAUAUAUUGGAAAGCUGUGAUUGAUCGGUUUAGAGCCUUCUGACUUCCGUGCCACUGUUUGGCCACUUUGGCUUCUUUGGCUGCACGCAACUCUGCUGUCUGUUGUUGCUCACAAUUUCACUCUUGAUCCCUGAAUGUUGUGUAAUGCACCAAGGCACACGCUGUCGUGAAAUGCACUCUCAACGUGUUCAUUGUGAUACCCGUGUAGUUUAUGUAUGUGCGUCUCGUGAACAACAAAUGCACUCUUUAACUGCACACAUAACAAAGUCUCACUCUUAGAAUGCUCAAGAAGGGGGAAAAAUAUUUUCUGUCUUCUCAUGUCGUUGGUGUUGUCGUUGUCUUGUGGAUGAAUAAGAGUAUAUAUAUAGCAUUGGACGGAUGUGCUGUGGUCGGCUUUAUGGGUGAUCUGGCUACUACUGGAUACACUUGUGUUUUUUCUUUGUUUUUCUUUUGCUGUUGAUCGGUUACAUUUGGCUAUAGUAUUGUCCUGAGUGCCUGUGGAUCCAUUUUAUAAUGUGUGUGCAUUUUUUACACUUGAGUUUCAGACAAAAUUGUUGAGAGAGGCCCCUUUAAAUAAUGAUGAUAGACGUGUGACCCAUGCCUUUUAUUAUGCAUGGUUGUAAGCCGGUUGCAAUGCGUUAUGAGGGUAACGUUUGCAGAUAUAAGGUCUGUAACUAAAUGUGACUGUAUCUUGUAACAACACAUGUUUUCAUAUUUUCCCAAGUGAAAAGACAUCUGUGCACCUGUGUGGCCCCUGUCACACUCCCUGGAACGUUUUGAAGCACUUGAAGCUAGUGCUACAAAGCCAGCUUUAGGAGGUUUUGUGCCUGCAAACAACCUCAAGACACUUCAUGCAUACGACAUCCUUGCCUUCGUGCAUUAGAAUAGACGAUAUGCAGAAUCUGCAAGUGUGCUUCUCCACACAACUCAUCUCACCUAAUUGAGAUGGCAUACCUCGGGCCACAACUGUAAAAAUAGGGCAGGAUACUGUCACAAUUCUCACCAUUUGUUCAUCGUACUAUCGACAGUUUCUUACAAUAUUACAUAGAGAGAAAUCUGGCACCUCUGUAUAUAAUUUUUCGCAACAAUUAUUGGGCCACCAUGGAAAUGCCGGGAUGUCAGUGUGCGAGACUUGGCUGAAAACGAAAUUAUUUUUGUACGAAUAAAGUCCAGACUGCACGUAUGCUUGCCAACGUGCACUAGCUCACUCCUACAAGCUGAGCGCCUGCCGUGCCUCUCGAAGAAUGGAAAUUAGCAUACACAAGCGGUGAGCGCCAGGAUGUGCUCGUUUCUGGCUAGAUGCCUUGGCAGGCAUCGCAUCGUGCAAACUGCGUUUGGCAACUAUCCAUUGGUCAAGCUGGUGCAAGACAAAGGUUGUCUGCACCAUGUAGAACAGCCGAACUAAAGCAUACGAGCACAAGUGCGUACUUAUGCCUAGCUGUGCACAAAGCAAACAUUGCGUGUAGCUGUGUGUGCCGCAUAGCAUAGAUACCACAGCUUCCACAGAGUGCGUUCACGAGCCCUGUCAUUGGUGAGACACUCUGACGACCGCAUGCUCUGAUUGGUCUCUGUGGCUGGCGAGGCUUCAGGCAUGCAAACUGUUCUUGCGGGGUGGUCUCUAAAAUUUUUUCAGUCUACUCAUUUCUUUAAAAACACGGGAGGGUCCUAUGGUGGUGGUCACUUUCUUUGCUUACAGGUAGCUUCUGCAUGAGCCACUUACUGUAAGUUCCACCAGGUGGCGCUUAGCAUGCCACUCCUGAGAACUGACAAGUUCCCAGCAAACCGGGGCACUGGCUGGAAUUUCUUAGUUGUACUGGCAAUUCUGUGGAUUAGGUGUAAUUAUAAGUUCAACUACUAUUAAUUUAGAAUCAUGCGGUUUAAGAUGCAAAAGAAAAUCCACCACUCUGUAGGGGUGAAAGGUUAUAACAUGAAGCCAGUGGUUGCAAGUUGGGCUUUGUGGAAAUAAUUCAUACUACAGAAAUACAGAGAAAAUGACUGUGGAAUUAAUUCAUACCAUAGAGGGAAAAUGACAUGUCCUGCUCUUUGCACACUGUAGUUUCAUUUGUAGCAGACAUACAGUUUGCAUGUUUGUUUUUUGUCUGGUUAAACACAGGAUAUUCGUGACACUUUCAUGAUGCAGUCCUUGAGUACUGGAACAACUUGUAAUUAAGUUCUCCAGUUGCCGUAUGAACCUGAACAAGGUACCAGAAGGAUAGAGUAAACCACGUUGAUCUGCUAGGUUGGCUGACUUGACCUUGCGAUGUGUCAUCACAGUGUCUUUCUCUAUUAGGAGCUAUGCACAGCAUUUGUGACACUCUAUGUUGAAAACUAUUUUCCUAGCUAUGUGACCACAAAUAUAGAAAAUUUGCCUCUCAUUGCUUUCUGCAGCAACAUAUGCAGCAUGGUCUGGGCUGACACCCUGCAUCUUACGAAUGAUAUGCCCCACACCACACAGCUCUCUCAUUUUCAACAGGCUUCUCAAUCGGCUCACGCUAGUCUGUGUCUGGGUCGAGCAGUGUUGUGAGCGCAUCUGGUUCAGCAGUUCUGUUUGCUGCUGACCUGGCUAAUCCAGUGAAAUUCUAGACAGGACAUAGUGAUUAAGAAAUUGUUGGGGUGUUGGCUGCGCGCUGCGCGCAGAUAACUGCCUUUCGACUUCCAAAAGUCUUCGCUAUGUCGUAAGGUCAUUAGAUACCUUAACUUUACAUGCUGUGGGAAGUAUCCCAGUCAACAGAGAGUACUUUAAAUAGUGGCACUUGGCUGCAGUGAAUACAGACAAAAAGCCACCACAUUCCCCAGCAGGGAGCUCCCAUUCCAUACGGAAAGCUAAAAAGGACAGUAGCUACUCUUGGGCAGCAUACCCUGGCCCAAGAAAAGAUGCAUUUCCUCUCGGGUAUUUUCUGCCAGUCUUGAACACGUGGGCAGGCAGCAAUCAGAAAAGCUAUGUUGGCACUGCGUCGGCAGCCAGCACUGGUCUACCUUGAGGAUUCUCCACCUCCAGAAUGUGUGUACAUAGUCACACCACAUGUACUGUUCCUUGAAAAUACUUUCCACGCGCAGCUGCAGAUUCACAGAGGGGCUUAUCUUUUGUAGUGUAGGUUCCUAGACUCCUGGGGUCUUGCGUCGUCUUUUGAGAUGCCGCAAAGUGAUGGCAUGCGUCCAUUCACCUCACAGCAACCUGGGUACAGUGAAACCUCGAUAUAACGAACCUCAAUAUAAAGAAAUUCGCGAUGUAACGAACUAUUUUUAUUUCCACAUCUUAGUUCUAUUGAAUUAACGAAACCUCAAUAUAACGAAGUUUUUCGAUGCAAGUACAACUCCAUUAUAUCGAGGUUUGGCUGUAUUCGUUGUUGUGUACUGGCGUGUAGCAGUGUGGUUCGACCAUAUUACGCUCCUUUGUCAUGAUCUGCCAAAAUGAUCAUGCCCACGAGCAGACACAGCACAGUAAUAUACAGACAGUGAGAGAAGUUAUGAACACUGCAGCAGGCAUUCAUGAUCAGUAAUGCGCAACAGCGUAUUUCUCCUCUGGAACUGUACAGCUGCAUCACACUCGUCAAGUAGUUACUCACGCAAUGCUUGUUCUUGGGUAACUCGCCUUACAACAAAUGCUUACAUGCCAUUGUAUAGCCCGCGUGUAGACAGUCGACAAGGACAAGGUUCAAUUUUGUUUCCCUUCUUGUCCUUGUCUGCUUUUGUUGCGCUGGCUAUACCAUGGUCCCAUACUCAUGAUGGAUGCAAGGAGUGGGCGGCACUCUUUACACUAUCCCCAGUACUUCUAGGACACUGUACCCGUGCAUACAAUGGCAGCAAGCCAGGGCUACUUUUCCCUCUAGGUGAUUGUAAGAAACUCUUUGAAGACACAUUUAUUCCUAACAGCAUACCUCAAAGGUCCCGUGGUGCCACACUUACUCUCUUACUGCUUAUGUAAAAUCAGCCAUCUUGAUGAGGGCACAUUAGAUGUGCCGGAAAGGCUGCUUAUGGAAUUUUAAAUUUCACCUAAUUGCUUUCUAGUUAGACUAUAGGUGCAAGCUAGGAAUUCAAAUACAACCGUAAUAGAAUACUGCAAAUUUUCCUUGACAUGAACUCUGUUAAGUCCAGUUCUCUGCCUAGUUAGAGUUUCUGGGCCUCUGUUCGAUCUCGAAUAGAGUGAGUGUAUAUCUCUGAUGCUUGACUUCUUGUAAGACGAACUAGUUUCACAGUCCCUUGAAUGUCACCCACAUGGGUCUGCUGUACGUCUUUCUUGCACUUUAUCUUGUGGUGACUGACGAGUAGCUGUAAUGAUAAAGUUAAGUAUGCAGAGUAAACACUAAGUCACCUCAUCUAUUUGCAGGUGACGCGUCCUUUGUGUAGUUUCCAAGUUUUGUAUGCUCAACUAGUGAUUAGCCAGUGAUAGUGGUCACAAAGAAGCGCUUUUCUUGAGGAUUGUAUGUAGCUGCACAUCUUCUCUGUUCUGUACGGUCAGUGUGAUUUAUUUUCAACAGACUUAUCUAGGUAAUAUCUUACAUUGUGCAUCAGCAGUGUUUCUUUUGUAAUUGUUUUCUAGUGAACCACCAAAAAUUCCCAAGAAAGCACUUUGAUAGGACAGUAAUGGUCUGUACUUAGUAGGUAAAAUCUGCAAAGAAGUUGGCUCAGCUUAAAAGCAAGUAUGUUCCAGAUAGCUUUUGAAUACACUGAUAUGACAUGCUAAUUCUUGUUUUAGUUUUCUAACUGCUUUACUUCUUUUUUAAAAGGAAAGUUAUCUCGUGUAGCUCUUGGGCAUAUGCCACAGAAAGAGCAAAAGGCUCGAAAGGAAGGUUUGCGAGUAAAAAAAAAAAAAAUCCGAGGAUACCUCAGCACUUCUGAGUUGUGAAUGCUAAAGUAUUCAUGUCUAAUUGAACGCCGCUGAGCAGUCCUUCGAGUUAUGAACUCCUUGCGGGCAAGCAAGCACGUUGAGAUGCUUGGUACUUUUUGAUUUGGCCUUACCGAGGUGCAGUUAAAAUGCAGGCGAGAGCUUCCACGAGCAGGGAACACGUGGAUAUGCCCGCUCUGCUCUGUUGAGGCACGCUUGGGCCGUGGUGGCACAGCCGAUGGGAAUUUAGGUGCCGUUUCGCUGCUAUGGACGCCGGCUUUUUCGCUCAAUGAACCAGACACUUUUGCAUCAAAACUUCGUCAAGCAAUGCAAUGACACGUUGAAACAGAACUGUUGUGUGUUAUCACUAAGGGUUUACAAAGAUGCAUUGCCUAUGGACAUAAUGUCAGAAAAAAUACUUUUGCUCACUAGUGUUAGGGCCUGGUCGAUCUUUGCAGAAGUAGUUAACCCAAGCAAAGAAACAGUAGUACCACCUCACAUGGGAUCGCAUUUGACAUUUUCCGUCCAUGAAGACCUUUUGUUUGUAGUGGGAUAAGCUCGAGCCUAACCGGGGCAGGUACCAUUGAGAUUUCCUACUUCGUGUCUAAAUUUGUGCAGGCUCGCCUUCAAUUUUUUUCUUAAUUACUGCCAAACCUCGAUAUAACGAGAUAUUGGAUAUAAUGAAAUAAAUAUAGAAUUUGCAAGUAAUUGUUGGCAAUGUCAGCAUGUAUGCUUAUAAAGAAUACUGGCUAUAAUGAAAGUAUUUGUUUUUUAUGCAGGUGUUAUAAUGAUGUGCAAGUGUAUAUCCUUUUAGGAUGUGGUAGCCGUGACACUUCAGGCAUAAGCAGCACCUUGCAGGUAAAUAUAAAAUAAGAGCCGAUAUUUGCAACAUAUAAGACCUUGUUUUUUGCAGCAUCGUUGCAAGUACAAGGUAUGCAAAGGCAAUGCUCACAUGUACCAUCAUAAUUUUUUUUUUAAUGACCAGCCAUCUGCUUUAGCCAACAUGCAUGUGGCAGCAGCUACAGUCCGAGUGGUUAUUUGGCAUCCGGAGAUGAUUGUUCCGAAACUUUUUUUUUUCAGGCUGCCAUGUAAUUACAAAGCACAGUAGAAUAUUGCCAACUUUUGCUUUAAUGAAUUUCCUGAUUAUGUGUUUGCACCAUAUGCUAUUGAAAGCACCUAAUUUGAUCAGAUGGGGUGAAUUUUACUCCAAACAUGCAUUUCUUGAAAGCAUGGAAUCAGAAGAAAACAAAAACAUUACUUUGCUGCUGCAGCCUUUGCAUUUUACCAGAAAUCGAAAUACAUAUAACCAUGUCUUUUAGGUAAAUUCCGAUCAGAGUGGUGAAGUUGUUUUUUUUUUUCUAUGUCAUUGCUCUAGAACCUUGUGCAAUUGACUGUACAGUUGUUUUAGGUGAUAUUCAUUGCUUCCUCGUGCUUUUAUAGUUGGGAAUGAAGUUCUACUGUUUGACUGUUCCUUGCCGUACUGCUCAUCACCAGUUCUUUUGCCCCGAGCAUACAGCAAUGUCACACAUUUUCCCUUUCUUUUUAAAUCUCUGAAGCCACAGGCAGAGGUUGAACGGGAAAGUGCUUGCAGUGUGAAGAAAUAUCCAAAGUAUUUUAUUGCUCCUUCAUGUAUGAGAAGGACAGAAGGGAGAUCCCUGCACAAGCCCUAUCCUUACGAGCUUGUCCACAGCUGUAGUAUGCACUCUUGCACAAUAUCUAUCCAUGGAGCACAUUUUUCUAUGUCAUUUUUGUUUGUUUGUUUGACCACAUCCCUCUGAGAAAGCCACCAUAGAAUCCAGUAUACUAUCCAUGUUGUGCAUCGGUAUAUUGUUCAAUAGAGUGUUCCGUGUCUUGUUCUUUUGUCCUCCAACAUAAACCAUUCAACUCUCUACCCUCCAAAGCCUCAGGCAACUCCUUCAAAGUUCAUUACCUCCUCAAACAGUGUAACAAUCUCAUUAACCUUUACACCUGUGUCCACCCGCCUCGAUUAUAUUUUAUGGAAGAAGGAAUUUUGUAUAUCUGUAGUACAAAAUGCGUGUCAUGUUGUCUUGUUAUGUAGAUAAAACAACUUUUAACUCGUCA